Scylla paramamosain (green mud crab) is the source of this 1722-nucleotide messenger RNA. RefSeq lists its product as uncharacterized. The transcript is spliced from 2 exons. The record is from RefSeq and is a predicted model, not a curated record. The coding region runs from base 648 to 1322 and encodes 224 amino acids. Lineage: Eukaryota; Metazoa; Arthropoda; Malacostraca; Decapoda; Portunidae.
UGUUUACAGAUGCAUCAAAUCUAGGUUGGGCAGGUUGUCUUGAUGGCCUCAUUACUAAUGGCAGAUGGUCCCCUGAUGAGGUACUUUUGCACAUUAAUGCACAUGAACUAAUGGGUAUAUUAUUCACCUUGGAAUCUUUUACCCAUCUCCUAAGAGGAUUGCACAUCAAGGUGCUGUGUGAUAACACUACAGCGAUUAAUUACAUGAAUGAGAUGGGCAGAAUUAAGUCGGUGGUUUGUGAUGACAUUUGUCUUGGUAUAUGGGAUUGGUGAUUAAAAAUGGUGCCUGGAUUACAGCUUCUCACAUACCAGGCAAGUGCAGUGUGUUGGCAGACACUUCAUCCUGUUCCUUUAAUGACAGGCAUGAGUGGCAGCUGAACAAGAUGAUAUUUCAGAAGUUGUGAAAUAUCUGUGGGACUCCUUGCAUAGACCUGUUUGCUUCCCGUUUAAACAAGCAAGUGGCUCAAUUCUGUUCCUGGACACCGGACCCAGAGGCAGCCUAUAUUGAUGUUUUUACAAUUCCAUGGGCACAGUUUGAAUUAGUUUACCUCUUUCCUCCAUUCUCUGAUCCCUAGAUGUCUACAGAAGUUACGGGAGGAAAGGGCCCAAGGAUGGAUUGUUGUUCCACUCUGGCUGUCACAACCUUGGAUGGGCGUGCUACUUCGGCUGCUGGUAGAGGACCCUUGGCUCAUAUGGAGCAAGAGGAAUGUGCUCCUGCAUCCGUCCUCUGCGGAGGAGCACCCAAUAAUGAGGCACACCAGUUUGAUGGCUUGUCAGCUGUCAGGACACAACUUGGAGCACAUGGCUUCCUGGAAACCAGGGACUGAAAGACAAUACAGCCCUCACAUCAAGAGGUAUGCAGCGAUCUGGGAGGUGAAACCUGGGUUGCAGAGGAUAAGGACCAUGGACCCACUGCACAGCAUUUCUUUGAAGGACCAGUCACUCAAGUUGGUGAUGCUGAUGGCACUGAUGCAAGCAGCCAGGGUUCAAACAUUGCACUUGUUAAUGCUGAGGAACAUCGCCUUUGGAGAAGACUCUGUUUCAGUUUUGUUAGGGGGUAACAUCAAGCAAUGCAAGUCCAAGUUUAAUGUUCAUACAAUUGAGUUUAGAGCUUAUACUCAGGAUAACAGGCUGUGUGUAUUUAUGACCAUGAAGGAACAUAUAGAGAGAACUGAGAAGCUCCUGACAGAAUUUGUGAAUGCAGAUGGGAAACUACUCAUCAGUUACAUAAAACCUUAUAGGAGUGUUUCUGAAGACAUGGUGGCCAGGUGGCUCAAGACAAUGUCAGAUAGUGUGGGAUUGACACCAAGAGGUUCACUGUAGGUAGUCUUAGACCUGCCUUGGCAUCUAUGGCCAAGGCACUGGCCGUGGUAAUUGCCAUCAUGGCCAAGGCUGGUUGGAUGUGGGAGGCCAUGUUUGCUAGGUAUUAUAAUAAAGAUAUACUCCGGGACACAGACCCAUUUCAAGAGGUGAUGCUGGGUUCUGUGUAAUUCAUGUUUAUGUAUAUGUUAUGUUGGGUUUUACAUGUUUUGUUUUAUUAUGUUCAGUGAGGGUAAUGUUAUGUUUCCAUAAUGAAGAUUGGGCUCUCUUUCUAGGAAGUUUUCUUUACACCUGUUUAUAUGAUGUGGCAUUUGACAGGAUUAGAUGGAUACAACAACCACAUGACUUUAAAAUCUCAUGUGACAGCGCCAUCUAGUAGACAGGUGAUUUGCUGAAGUAAAAU